CGUGCUGUCACAUGUUCGUCGCUACACCCGACGACGGCUCACGGCUUUGCGAAGCCAACCUGCAAGGCCAUUCUUGAAUUUCCCUCGACCCCGUCACAUCUACCUAGCGACAUCAUGACGCUGUCGUCCGUUUCGCCCCAUCUCCCGUCUGCUCGAAGCCACAGCGCGGACUUCCAAGAGAGCUUCAAAGCCCUCGUCAAGCAAACUAUGCUCACGUCCGAGCGGUACAUGGUCCUGAGCACGAGCCCCACGGACGUGGCGUUGGGCGUUCAAUGGCGCCGUGACUACAACACUGCCACGAGUCAGCCGAUUGCCAUCAACUUUGGCCACCGACGAACGCUGUCGUUUGACGAAGUGCUUGCCGCAGAGGACGACGACGUCCAGUACUCGCCGCUACACUCCGCCCACCACGUUCCACACGACGAAAAUGACGACGUCGACGACAACAUCUUUGUCAUGGAGCUGUGACGAUCGAGGUCGAGUACAGUAGUAGUAUUUAAUCGUAUUUUAGCAUAAACGUGUACAGUCACAACGACUCAAGUAAUAAGUUAUGGAUGAUGGAUAUUCUUCCCAA
This is a messenger RNA of Aphanomyces astaci, 574 nucleotides long. RefSeq lists its product as hypothetical. The record is from RefSeq and is a predicted model, not a curated record. Lineage: Eukaryota; Oomycota; Saprolegniomycetes; Saprolegniales; Verrucalvaceae. The transcript has a single exon. The annotation marks the transcript as partial.